Pyricularia pennisetigena is the source of this 279-nucleotide messenger RNA. RefSeq lists its product as uncharacterized. The transcript has 3 exons. The record is from RefSeq and is a predicted model, not a curated record. Bases 1 to 279 code for a protein of 92 amino acids. Lineage: Eukaryota; Fungi; Ascomycota; Sordariomycetes; Magnaporthales; Pyriculariaceae.
AUGGCUUAUGUUGGAGGAUCCAGCACGCAACAAUUCAGGCAAGUGGACUUCUCAAUCCCCAGCAUCCAGCUUAGCCAUCACACCCCCAACGGCACAACAAACACACAACUUGCCAGCCAGCUGGGCGGCGUCGAGAGCACCUCGAUGAUGCAGCUCUGGAGCCAGGAGCGCGAUCUCAACCGCCUCCCCUUCUCCGAGUGGCAGGCUAACCAGACCUCCUCCCACGACUCGUCUUCGCACUUUCAAAAUGGUCACAGAUCAAACGCCAAUGGCCGCUGA